UCUGUAUAUUGCGCGGCUGGAAAUCACGGUGAUACCAGGCGAUACGGGCGGUAAUGGACGCCGCCUUGGAAUCUCCGCGCCAACUUGGACAGUCUUCCCCUCCAUCUGUCAUUCACCUUCUCUCCAAUAAUCUACUGCUGCACUAGUAGUUGGUCCCCAUCGCCAUCUGCCCUUUCGCUGCGGUCCUCUUUCCAACCCAUCCCACUCCGGCUGGAUGAUUACGGGGGUUUUCUUUUUCUUUUGCUAAUUUCCCGCCUUGAGCGCCAACGAGACCACACCUAUCCACCGCAACAUCCACCAUGGGCACCGUCGUCGACGCCGAACAGGCAAGGAAUCUGUCGCUUUUCCGACCCCUAGGUUACCAGCGUAACUCCUGUGGUUACUGUAAAUCCGAGGAUGGCAGUGCUUCCUACUACACUAGUUCGGUCGCGGUACGGCCGGUCCAUUACGAGGAACUGGUCAACCGUGGUUGGAGACGGUCAGGCACGCUUUACUACAAGCCGAACCUGCAGAGAUCAUGCUGCCCGCACUAUACGAUGAGGAUGGAGGCGUCGGCCUUCAAACCCAGGAAGGACCAGCGAAAGGCAAUCAAUCGCUGGAACAAGUUUAUCUUGGGCCCGGAGUACAUCCGCAGGGCGGCUUACCUGUGUCCCAAAAGCCGGGGAGAGAAGAAGCAUCGAAAGCAAACGUUUGACGUUUCGGAUGUCGUGCAUGAGGCCGAAUACAGCAACGUGAAACGGCCUCUGGAUCCCAAAACCAAGAAGCUCCUAGAGCCGGCCCAUCGAUUCGAGGUCAACAUCGAGGGCGAUUCCAUAUCACAGGCCAAAUUCGAUCUCUUCCUCAAGUACCAAACGACCGUGCACAAGGAAGAUGUAUCCAAAUGGCAGACCAAGGACUUCAAGCGCUUCCUUUGCUCAGGGAUCAAACGCUCCCCCGCGAAUCCGCAGUCUUCGGAGAAAAAGCUGGGUUCGUAUCAUCAAUGCUACCGAUUGGACGGAAAGCUUAUCGCCGUGGCGGUCCUGGACCUGAUGCCGAAUUGUGUCAGCUCCGUCUACAUCUUCUACGACCCGGCUUACGAGCAGUGGGAAUUCGGAAAGCUCAGCGCGCUGAGAGAAAUCGCCCUGACCAAUGAAGGUGGAUACAACUAUUACUACAUGGGCUAUUACAUCCACUCCUGCCAAAAGAUGCGCUACAAGGGCAACUUCCGACCCCAGUACAUCCUCGACCCAGAAAGCCACACCUGGGAACCCCUCGACGGCGAACUCUCCAAGAAGCUCGACGAACGCCCAUACGUCUCCCUCUCGCACGAUCGACAACUAGCCGCAGAGAGCUCGCAGGAACCCGACCCCGCAGCCGACAUCAACGACGAAGAAGCCUCGCUCUUCGACCUGCACAUGCCCGGCGUCUUGACCCUGGAGCAAGUGAAGGCGCUGGACCUGGACCACUGGCUUCUCCUGGUCCAUGGGACGUUCGUGCAUAUGAUUGACCUCGUCGGAUGGGAAGACAUGCCAAUGGAUAAUCCGCAGUCCGUGAAGGGGAUUAUUGCGGAGUUGGCGGCGGCGCUGGGGCCGGAGGUUUGCAAGGAAAGUGCGGUGGUUUUGUUCGACUAGAUAGG
Molecule: messenger RNA, 1615 nt
Organism: Aspergillus steynii IBT 23096
Lineage: Eukaryota; Fungi; Ascomycota; Eurotiomycetes; Eurotiales; Aspergillaceae
Product: arginyltransferase
Exons: 11
Coding region: 300-1610 (436 amino acids)
Biological process (GO): protein arginylation
Cellular component (GO): cytoplasm
Molecular function (GO): arginyl-tRNA--protein transferase activity
Source: RefSeq, a predicted model, not a curated record